Psammomys obesus (fat sand rat) is the source of this 3259-nucleotide messenger RNA. RefSeq names its product RAS protein activator like 1 (gene Rasal1). Gene Ontology annotation, biological process: negative regulation of Ras protein signal transduction; regulation of GTPase activity; intracellular signal transduction. Lineage: Eukaryota; Metazoa; Chordata; Mammalia; Rodentia; Muridae. The record is from RefSeq and is a predicted model, not a curated record. The transcript is spliced from 21 exons. The coding region runs from base 230 to 2653 and encodes 807 amino acids. Gene Ontology annotation, molecular function: GTPase activator activity.
CCGGAUCGCAGCGAACAGCUACCUGUGGCUCUGGACGCAUGAUCCCUCCCGGGACCCAGCACUUCUCCCUCCCAGCCUCGCGUCCAGCCCACUUGCACCCCAAACCCGGACCCGUGAUAAUCCCCGGACAGAGCGCUGGACCCGGAGCAGGUGACAUGUAGGGUCACCUCCUGGUCCAGCCUAGGAACCUCGGCAGACUCCUUGCCUGGAAAGUUUGCAACUGUGCGCCAUGGCCAAGAGCGGCUCUCUGAGUAUCCGCGUGGUGGAGGGACGGGCGCUGCCAGCCAAGGAUGUGUCUGGGAGCAGUGACCCCUACUGCCUGGUGAAAGUGGAUGACGAGGUGGUAGCCAGGACAGCGACCAUCUGGAGGAGCCUGAGCCCCUUUUGGGGGGAGGAGUACACAGUGCACCUGCCGCUGGACUUCCACCAACUGGCCGUCUACGUGCUGGACGAGGACACUGUUGGACACGAUGACAUCAUUGGGAAGAUCUCCCUGAGCAAGGAGGCAAUCACAGCCGACCCUCGAGGAAUCGACAGCUGGAUCAACCUGAGCCGAGUGGACCCAGACGCUGAGGUGCAGGGUGAAGUCUGCUUGGCGGUGCAGCUGCUGGAGGAUGCUCGGGGCCGGUGCCUGCGCUGCCACGUGAGACAGGCCAGGGAUCUGGCCCCCCGGGACAUCUCUGGCACAUCGGACCCUUUCGCACGCGUGUUCUGGGGCAGCCACAGUUUGGAGACGUCGACCAUCAAGAAGACCCGCUUCCCACACUGGGAUGAGGUGCUGGAGCUUCGGGAGGCCCCAGGAACCAUUUCCCCAUUGCGAGUGGAGCUCUGGGAUUGGGACAUGGUGGGCAAGAAUGACUUCCUGGGCAUGGUGGAAUUCACACCACAGACCCUCCAGCAGAGGCCACCCAACGGCUGGUUCCGCCUCCUGCCCUUUCCUAGAGCUGAGGAUUCUGGGGGGAGUCUGGGGGCCCUGAGGCUGAAGGUGCGUCUCACUGAGGACCGUGUCCUGCCUUCCCAAUACUAUCAGCCUCUCAUGGAACUGCUUCUGGAGUCGGUGCAAGGGCCAGCCGAGGAGGACACCUCCAGCCCCCUGGCUGUGCUAGAGUUGCUGGCCUCUGGGGACUGUCGUCAGGACCUUGCCACCAAGCUGGUGAAGCUGUUCCUAGGCCGGGGCCUGGCCGGGCCCUUUCUAGACUACCUCACAAGGCGUGAGGUGGCCCGAACCAAUGACCCCAACACCUUAUUCCGUUCUAACUCCUUGGCAUCCAAGUCUGUGGAACAGUUCAUGAAGCUCGUGGGCAUGCGCUACCUGCACGAGGUCCUGAGGCCAGUGAUCAGCCGCGUCUUCGAGGAGAAGAAAUAUAUGGAAUUGGACCCUUCCAAAAUGGACCUGAAUCGCUCCCGGAGGAUCUCCUUCAAGGGCACACCCACGGAGGAGCAGGUGCGGGAGACCAGCCUGGGGCUGCUGACCGGAUACCUGGGGUCCAUCGUGGAUGCCAUUGUGAGCUCUGCAGGGCGCUGUCCUCUUGCCCUGCGCCUGGCAUUUAAGCAGCUCCAGCGGUGUGUGGAGAGGCGCUUCCCCGGGGUGGAGCAUCAGGACGUGAAGUACCUGGCCACCAGUGGCUUCCUCUUUCUGAGGUUCUUCGCGCCCGCCAUCCUCACACCGAAGCUGUUCGACCUCAGAGAUCAUCAUGCAGACCCCCAGACCAGCCGCUCCCUGCUGCUGCUCGCCAAGGCUGUGCAGAGCAUUGGAAACCUGGGCCAGCAGCUGGGCCAGGGCAAGGAGCAGUGGCUGGCCCCCCUCCACCCCUUCCUGCUUCAGAGCAUCUCACGUGUGAGGGACUUCCUGGACCAGCUGGUCGAUGUGGACGGGGAUGAGGAGGCUGGGGGUCCAGCCUGCGCCCUGGUCCAUCCCUCGACGAUAGUUCGAGAAGGCUUCCUGCUAAAGCGCAAGGAGGAGCCCGCAGGCCUGGCCACACGCUUUGCCUUCAAGAAGCGCUACUUCCGGCUGAGUGGGCAGGAACUCUCCUACUCCAAGACUCCGGAGUGGCAGGUCCGCUCCUCCAUCCCGCUGUCCUGCGUCCGUGCCGUGGAGCGUGUGGACGAGGGUGCCUUCCAACUACCACACGUCAUGCAGGUGGUGACACAGGGUGGCACCGGGGCGCCACACACCACCUACCUCCAAUGCAAGAAUGUGAAUGACCUCAACCAGUGGCUGUCGGCCCUGCGCAAAGCCAGCGCCCCGAACCAGGACAAGCUGGCUGCUUGCCACCCUGGUGCCUUCCGCAGCGGGCGCUGGACCUGCUGCCUCCAGGCGGAGCGCUCAGCUGCUGGCUGCAGCCGCACCCACUCAGCGGUCACCCUGGGAGACUGGAGUGAUCCACUGGAUCCUGACGCCGAGGCCCAGGCGGUAUAUCGCCAGCUGCUCCUGGGGCGGGACCAGCUCAGGCUGAAAUUGCUGGAGGACUGUGGCCUGGACACAGCUCCAGAGGUGGACCCUGGGAAGGACUCCGGUGCCGGGGACGGAGCCUGUGCUGAGGUUCUGGCCCAGCAGAGGGCAGCCAUCACCCAUCUGCUGCAGGUUCUUGAAGACUUGGAGCAAGCCCACGAGGAGUUUCAGAAACGCGGGCAGGGCCAAGUGGCGCUCUAGAAUGCUGCAUGCUGAGGAGGCGCCAGAGCCAGUUGUGGACAGGAGCCAUGGGGUCUCCCUCAGCACACUCUGGCUCAGGCAUCUCCCCAAGGUUGCCUUCUUCACUGCUCGGAGCCUCUCGGACGACCCCUGGUCCUGCCUGUCCUGUGGCCAGCCAGGGCAUAGAAGCCUUUGGUAGGGUCCAGCCUUGUACUGACCAAACCUCACUUUCUUUUCUGGGCCUGGAGUCUCUGCUUCACUGGACACAUCUCUUCCAAUACAUAUGGCAUACAGCUCACCCCGAGCUGCUGGAUACAGCUGUACCUGAAGGCCAACCCUGGCUGACUCAGAAAAGGCUCGGCUGGCCAGGAGUGUUCAGUUUUCACUUGUGUGAGUUCCUGUGACCUCACAGAUCCUUCUGUGCCCCACUCUUAUCUGGCAUCCCCAACUCAGGUUCCUGUCCUCAGAAGAACAGGCCGGGAGCCCAGCAUGCCAAUUCAGACCUUGAGGUUGGAUAGAGGCUCCUUCUCCCUCUUUGAGCCUCAGUUUACCCUGUAUAAAGUGACAAGUGAGUGUGCUUCACUGUGAAGUGUUAAAAUUGGGGUAUUCUGGGGGCCAUCUGAGAAG